Molecule: messenger RNA, 777 nt
Organism: Exophiala xenobiotica
Lineage: Eukaryota; Fungi; Ascomycota; Eurotiomycetes; Chaetothyriales; Herpotrichiellaceae
Exons: 2
Coding region: 1-777 (258 amino acids)
Cellular component (GO): proteasome core complex
Source: RefSeq, a predicted model, not a curated record
AUGACUGACACUUCAAAGCCCCGAGACGAUGUCUACGGUCCCUACGACUCAUCCUACCUCCAGACCUCUAUGCCCAAAACUCAUACACAGUCUCCAGCUGUCACCGGAACAUCAGUUUUAGGCGUCAAGUACAAUGGUGGCGUCGUCAUUGCUGCAGACAAUCUAGCUUCAUAUGGAUCUCUUGCACGAUUUACAGAUGUCAAGCGUCUGCGAACAUUUCCCCCAAAUACUGUGAUCGGCUUCGGAGGCGACGUAUCAGACAUGCAAUACUUGGACCGACUACUACAAUCAUUGGACAUCCGCGAGAACUAUCUUUCCUCGAGCGAGCAUACCCUGAACGCAAGGAACCUACACACAUAUCUGUCGAAGGUCAUGUACAAGAGAAGAACUGACUUCAAUCCACUGUGGAAUAUGAUGCUGGUUGCCGGUCUGGAUGAGGAUGAGAAACCGUUCCUUGCCAGCGUCGAUCUGCUGGGAACUACUUUUUCAAGCCCGACUUUGGCCACUGGAUUCGGUGCACAUCUGGCUCAACCUCUACUACGGAGAUUGAUGCCAAAGGACGAAGAAAGUGUGAAAGAUGUGACGAAAGAGAUGGCUAUUGAUGCUAUCAAGGAGUGCAUGAAGGUCCUCUUCUACCGAGAUGCCAGAAGUUUGGACCAGUACAGCAUUGCGGUGAUCACCAAGGAUGGAGUGGACCUGAAGGAGGACGAGAAACUUGAGAAGCAGAGUUGGGCAUUCGCUGACCAGAUUCGGGGAUAUGGUACGCAAACCGCAUAG